Messenger RNA from Cyanidioschyzon merolae strain 10D, 1827 nucleotides. RefSeq names its product lysine--tRNA ligase class II, chloroplast or mitochondrial. The coding region runs from base 1 to 1827 and encodes 608 amino acids. Gene Ontology annotation, cellular component: cytoplasm; cytosol. Gene Ontology annotation, molecular function: ATP binding; lysine-tRNA ligase activity; tRNA binding. NCBI's taxonomy places the organism in Eukaryota, Rhodophyta, Bangiophyceae, Cyanidiales, Cyanidiaceae. Gene Ontology annotation, biological process: lysyl-tRNA aminoacylation. The transcript has a single exon. The record is from RefSeq and is a predicted model, not a curated record.
AUGCGACCGAGACUGCUCUUCUUGUCGUCGCUACCCCAGCGCUACUGGGGCAGGUUCACCAACCCAAGUUUCUGUCUGCACGAAGCGAGCGUUCGAUCGUUGCGCAGACACGGCGGUAAGCAGGGUCACUCGCCGAGCUUGGAGCUGCUUGCCUCGGACGCGGCCCCUGAGCACUCGGCGAAGGUUCAGGCCGCAACGGCGUCCUCGGCGGCUGCGUCGCCAGCACCGAAGAAUGCUCGGGGCCGCCAAAACCCCAAUAUCGCUAGCCCCGAGUCGGGUGCAACUGCAAACAACCUUCGCGUACUGCGGAGCGCCCGCCUCGAGAAAGUUCACGCCAUGCGUCAGGCUGGAGUCGAGCCCUACGCGUACCGUUUCGAGGUGAGCCACUCGACACAGGAUCUUCACCAGUUGUUUGGGGACGUCGAACCAGGCACGAUCCGGGAUGAUGUUCAUGUUUCGAUCGCAGGCCGCAUCAUGAAUCGUCGCAUCUUUGGGAAACUGGCCUUUUUCACACUCCAGGACUCGAGCGGUACGAUCCAGCUUUAUUUGGACAAACAACGCAUCACCGAGCACAUGCAAAAUCGAAUACCUGAAUCUUUUUCGCGGUUGAAACAGUGGAUCGACGCAGGUGAUAUCAUUGGGGUCACUGGCUCGAUCCGAAGAACUGAAAAAGGCGAACUUUCUGUCUACGUUAAGGAAUGGACGAUGCUUACCAAGUCCCUGCGUCCUUUACCGGACAAGUGGCACGGCCUCACGGACAUUGAGAAGCGCUAUCGCCAACGCCACAUGGAUCUCAUCGUGAACCCCGCUGUACGUGAUGUGUUCCGCAAGCGGGCUCAGAUCACUGCCGCGAUUCGACGCUUUCUCGAUACGCACGGCUUUUUGGAAAUCGAGACACCUGCGCUGCACCAACAGGCUGGUGGAGCCGAGGCACGUCCCUUCGUGACGCAUCACAAUGCCCUGGACAUGGAUUUGUAUCUGCGAAUCGCCACGGAACUGCAUCUAAAGCGACUGGUGGUGGGCGGCUUCGAUCGCGUCUACGAAAUGGGCCGCAUCUUUCGAAACGAGGGCAUUAGUACGCGGCAUAAUCCCGAGUUUACCAGUAUUGAGAUUUAUCAGGCGUAUGCGGACUAUGGGGAUAUGAUGCGUCUCAUGGAGGAUCUGGUGGUGCAGGUCCUGCGGGAUGUGCAUCAGGGUGUGUUGCAGGUUCGCUAUCAAGAUACAGAGUUGGACUUUAGUCCACCGUGGCGGCGCGUUUCCCUCUUUCAGAUGCUUCAGGAGCGCACCGGAAUGGACUGGCGCUCCACUGCUUUGAGUCUGGAGGAGGCGCGAGCGCUCGCUCACAAGCACGGCUGCCCGGCUGGCGAUGCACGUAGUAUAGCCGAAGUCGCGGUAGCGGUGUUUGAAUCGCUUUGCGAGUCGGAUCUCGUGCAACCGACGUUUGUUGUCGACCAUCCGAGGGAGACGAGUCCGCUUGCGAAGCCGCACCGCUCCGAAUCGGGCCUUGUGGAGCGUUUUGAAGUUUAUUGCGCGGGUCGAGAGCUCGCGAACGCGUUCUCGGAACUGACGGAUCCUGUGGAUCAACGGGAGCGUUUCGUAGAGCAGUCUGCCCGUAAAGCGGCCGGGGACCUUGAAGCGUGCGACGUUGACGAGUCGUUUCUGGCGGCCCUGGAGACUGGUAUGCCGCCAACAGGAGGUCUCGGAAUCGGAAUCGACCGUCUCGUGAUGCUGUUGACGAAUGCGCCCAGUAUUCGGGAUGUCAUCGCUUUUCCGCUGCUGCGGCCGACGUUGGAGUACCCGAACGACGGGUCAGAUGAUGCAGAAUAG